Ictalurus punctatus (channel catfish) is the source of this 1394-nucleotide messenger RNA. RefSeq names its product protein tyrosine phosphatase 4A1 (gene ptp4a1). Gene Ontology annotation, cellular component: nucleus. The record is from RefSeq and is a predicted model, not a curated record. Gene Ontology annotation, biological process: protein dephosphorylation. Lineage: Eukaryota; Metazoa; Chordata; Actinopteri; Siluriformes; Ictaluridae. Gene Ontology annotation, molecular function: protein tyrosine phosphatase activity; protein tyrosine/serine/threonine phosphatase activity. The transcript has 5 exons. Bases 29 to 550 code for a protein of 173 amino acids.
UAUUCCGAUCAGUUUUUCAUUGUCAGCAAUGGCUCGUAUGAAUAGGCCUGCCCCUGUGGAGAUCACAUAUAAAAACAUGCGGUUCCUCAUCACCCACAAUCCUACCAAUGCCACCCUAAACAAAUUCAUUGAGGAACUAAAGAAGUAUGGCGUGACAACAGUCGUUCGAGUCUGUGAGGCGACGUAUGAUGCCAACUUGGUGGCCAAAGAGGGCAUUCAGGUUCUGGAUUGGCCAUUUGAUGACGGAGCUCCUCCUUCUAACCAGAUUGUUGAUGACUGGUUGAAUCUGCUGAGGAUGAAGUUUCGGGAGGAGCCCGGCUGCUGCGUCGCUGUUCACUGUGUAGCUGGCCUUGGAAGAGCUCCAGUCCUCGUUGCCCUUGCUAUGAUUGAGUGUGGAAUGAAGUAUGAAGAUGCUGUCCAGUUCAUCCGACAGAAGCGCCGUGGAGCAUUUAACAGCAAGCAGCUCUUCUACCUGGAGAAAUAUCGCCCAAAGAUGCGUCUUCGCUUCAAAGAUUCAAACGGCCAUCGCAACAACUGUUGCAUCCAGUAGAGCUUUUGUGCCGAAGCCCUGCAGGAAACGCUUAGUCCAGAUAUUUCCGUGCAUAAUUGGUGAACAUGUGAAAAUAAUGAAAAGAUUUAAAAAGUCGUAGUAUUUUUUUUUUUUUCUCCUUCUCUCACUUGAGUAUCCCCCUUUUGUGUUUAUUUUACAGUGUUGGCAAGGUGAGUGCUUAUUGUGUGAUCUUGAUCAAAUUUAGACAGACGCAAAUUUUCUGCGUCUUUGAUUCCAGCCAUUUGUCAAAACUGUUACAGGAGUGCCCUCUGCCAAACGGUUACAUAUAUAUAUAAUAUAUAUAUUUUUUACAGCUAUACAACAGCAUAGGUAUCAUUUAAAUAUUUAUUUAGUUUUUGAAGAUCGUAAAAUGCCUUAUUGAAACGAAUAGAGGCCAUUUCGUGGGGAUAACUCGAUGGCAUUUAGAGAAGUUUCGGCAGGAAAAUCACGAGUCACAAAAAAAAAAAAAAGCCCCAACACUGAAUAACGGUGUGUAUGUGAAAGGUAUGGGAUCUAGUCUGUGUCGUUUAUCCAAACUUCGUUUACUAAUUACUGCCAUGUCAAUAGUGUGAUUUUUCUUUUUCUUUUUUUUGUGUGUGGCUUCAAACUGGACCUCUGCGAUUAUAUUUUGUAUGCCUUUUUAUUUGAUGUGCGUAACUUUAAACAAAAAAAACAAACAAAAAAAACAAAACAUACUUGGGAUACUUGAUUUACGUAUUUGAAACGUGUAUUAUUAGAUCGGUUAUUUAUACCAUCACUGGGUAUGUGUUUUAGUAUAGUGAGAGAAGUUGUACCUGUUCACUGAUGAGAGAAAACAAAAUAAAGGAAUACACUGAGGACACGA